CCCGCAUCCCGCGGGAUGCCGGCCCGCUGAGCACCCGCUAGCGACGGCCCCUCCCCGGCGCGCGAGCCUCCUCGGAGGGGAUGACGUAGCUUUGCCAAGGAUUUAUCAGCUAAGCAGAAAAUGAGCUUAACAUCCUGGUUUUUGGUGAGCAGUGGAGGCACCCGGCAUAGGCUGCCACGAGAAAUGAUUUUUGUUGGAAGAGAUGACUGUGAGCUGAUGUUACAGUCACGGAGUGUGGACAAGCAACAUGCUGUACUCAACUAUGAUGCCUCUACAGAUGAACACUUGGUGAAGGAUUUGGGCAGCUUGAAUGGGACAUUUGUGAAUGAUGUGAGGAUUCCAGAACAGACAUACAUCACUCUGAAGUUAGAAGAUAAAUUGAGAUUUGGAUAUGAUACUAAUCUUUUUACUGUGGUCAGGGGAGAGAUGAGAGUCCCCGAAGAAGCACUUAAGCAUGAAAAAUUCUCAAGCCAACUCCAGUUAUCCCAAAAAUCUUCAGAGGCAGAAGGAUCGAAACAAAGCAGCUCCAAAAGUUCAGAAUCCAAGGUAGCAGACUCCGCAGCUGAAGUCCACCACAAAACUACAGAAGCACUGAAAUCUGAAGAAAAAUCAGUGGAUAUUUCUGCCAUGCCUCGUGGGACACCUUUGUAUGGACAGCCAGCCUGGUGGGGUGAAGAUGAAGCUGAUGAAAAAGGUGGUUGUAAGCCAGAAAGCAAGCAUGAAGAAAAAAUGCCUGAGACAGGGGCUUCAGGAUGCAGCACAGAUGCCAAACAAUCUGAGGAGCAAUCUGCAUCAGCAAGUGAAGAACUUUAUCCUUUCUGCAGGGAGCCCAGUUAUUUUGAAAUCCCUACUAAAGAAUGCCAGCAAGCUUCACAGGUAGCAGAGAGCACUAUUCACGAAAUUCCCACAAAAGAUACCCAAAGCUCCCACGCGGCAGCUUCGGGGCACGCUUCCUUUACCAUUGAAUUUGAUGACAACACUCCAGGAAAAGUGAAGAUCAAGGAUCAUGUGACAAAGUUCACGUCGGAGCAGCGUCACAAGUCGAAGAAGCCUUCGUCCUGCAGCGGCCAGGACCUGCCAGGGCUGCAGACGGUGAUGAUGGCAGCUGAGAGCAAAGUGGCAGAUUGGCUCGCACAGAACAACCCUCCGAGAAUGAUAUGGGAGCCAACGGAGGAGGACUCCAAAAGUAUCAAGAGUGAUGUUCCAGUGUACCUGAAGAGGCUGAAAGGGAAUAAGCAUGAUGAUGGCACACAAAGUGAUUCAGAAAAUAUUGGUGCACACCGGCACUACAGUAAACGGGCUGCACUUGAAGAACACUUAAGGCAUCAUCAUACAGAGCUGAAAAAGUCCCACCAGAAAGUCCAUUCCACAGAAAAGCAGCAAGAGCAAGCUGGUUUGAGUCAGACUGCCUUUAUGAUUGAGUUUUUUGAUGAAGACCAUCCUCGCAAGAGACGUUCUUACUCUUUUUCUCAGAAUGUAGGAGCUCUGUGCCCAGAAUCUCCAUCUCCCACAUCUCACGCACGAGCUGAAAGAGUGAAACCUGCAUCAGGAGAGAAAGCCCCUUCACCUGUGCAAGCUGGCUCAUCACAUCACAGAGCAGUACAUGGUGUUCAUGCCAAACUUCUAAACCAGAAAUCAGAAGAACCCUCUGCUGCGUUACCUGCCUUACAAGCUGCGUUGUUAAGGAGUUCAGGAAGCCUUGGCCAUAGGCCUACUCAGAACCAGGAGAUGGACAAAAAGUUGAAGAGCCAACAUAUUUCUGCUGCUACUGAAAAGGACAAUGAGGAUGACCAGAGUGACAAAGGUACUUACACUAUUGAGUUGGAAAAUCCCAAUCCUGAAGAAGUGGAAGCCCGCAAAAUGAUUGACAAGGUAUUUGGAGUGGAUGGCAGCCAGGAUUAUAAUAGGCCUGUUAUCAACGAGAACCAGAAAGAUUUAGUAAAAGAUUGGGCUAUAAAUUCUGCUACAGUAGUGCUGGAAGAAAAAAGACCACUGAGUACAACUGGAUUUCUUGACACAGAGGAAGGCUCUGCUAACCCUGGAAGUAAACGUUGGGUGUCACAGUGGGCCAGUUUGGCUGCUAAUCACACACGUCAUGACCAAGAUGACUUGAGAUUGGAGUCCUCUGUGCCUGCUCCAUUAGAAAAUGACACAGACAUCAGUGAGUCUGGUAUUUCUGUAAGAAGUGCUGGUUCAGCUGCUUCUCUGACCAGCCAAGGUGAGCGAAAGAGGAGGACACUUCCACAGCUUCCCAUAGAAGAGAAAGUAAAUGAAAAUUUAAAACCAAAAACUGUAUCUCAUCAGAGGUCAGAAAUAGGUGAAAAGCAAGACACUGAACUUCAAGAGAAAGAAACUCCAGCUCGUGCCUCAGAUGCUAAGUCAAGCAGAACAAUGAAUGGUCUUUCACCCAAAGCUACUGGAGACAAAGUGUUUUCUUUUCCCAGCUCUUCUAGUAAAGAGAGAGUUGAAAGUGGCAGAGAAACUUCUGUGGUGAAACAAGCUUUAGCAAAAAUUCAACAGCAAGAAAGAAAGGAGCAAGGACAGUGGGCACCUUCAAAAUUAUCCUCUACAAAAUCUGCUGCAAACCAGAUUGAGAAAGGUAGGGAGGAGAUUGUUAUGUCACCCAAAACUUUGGAUAAUCAAGAAAAUGCUCCCGGACAUGUUACAGAUAAAGCAGAAAUUAAAUUGGCACAGAUUGAGGGAAAAAGAAGAAAAAAUGAGGAAAUCAUUAGAGGACAAAGUCCUAAAGUACUUGCAGGAGAUAAAAAGGAAUCUUCAAAACCCUUAGUGAGGCAAGGUAGCUUUACUAUAGAUAAGCCUAGCACAAAUAUACCUAUAGAACUUAUUCCUCACAUUAAUAAGCAGAGUGGUUCUGCUGCCCCUUUAGUAUCUGCAAACAGGUUACGUGACAGAAGUGAUUCGAUGGACACUGAUUCCAGUAUAGAUACAACACUAAUUUUAAAAGACACAGAAGCUGUAAUGGCUUUCCUUGAAGCUAAAUUGCGUGAAGAAAAUAAAACUGAUGAAGGUCCUGACACUCCUAGUUAUAACAGAGAUAACUCCAUAUCACCAGAAUCAGAUGUCGAUACGGCCAGCACAAUCAGUCUAGUUACUGGUGACACUGAAAGAAAAUCCACACAGAAGCGGAAGAGCUUUACAAACUUAUAUAAAGAUAGAUGUUCCACUGGUUCCCCUUCAAAAGAUGUUUUAAAAUCUUCUACAAGUGCUAGAGAAAAGAUUGAAAAGAAAACUAAGAGUCGAUCUUCAGAUGGUGGGUCUAGAGCUGACGCUCGCAAAACGGUGCAAUCCAGUGGAAGAAUGAGGCAACCAUCAGUAGAUUUAACAGAUGAUGACCAAACAUCCAGUGUACCUCAUUCUGCCAUUUCUGAUAUCCUAUCAUCUGACCAGGAAAACUACUCUGGCAAAUCACAUGGAAGAGUUCCUUUCGCCUCAGCAGAUGAACUUGUACAUUCCAAGAUGGAAGGAAAGUCAGCUAAAUCAAAAACCUCUCCUGUUGGACUUGGGCAGUCCAGUAAAUCUACCACUCUUCCAAGACCUCGUCCCACAAGGACUUCUCUGUUGCGCAGAGCCCGCCUUGGUGAAGUCUCAGAUAGCGAGCUUGCCGACGCCGACAAGGCUUCGGUCGCUUCCGAAGUGUCCACUACGAGCUCUACGUCAAAACCUCCGUCGGGGAGGAGAAACAUUUCCAGAAUAGACUUACUGGCCCAGCCUCGCAGGAAUCGACUCGGCUCUUUAUCAGCACGCAGCGACUCUGAAGCAACAAUAACUAGGAGCACUGCCUCGCCGCGUACCCCAGACGCAAUCAUCAGAAGUGGGUCAAGGCUGAUCUCAGGAGGAGACAGUGCUAAAGUUUCUGCUAGAACUCGAGCCAAUAGCAUUUCUCGACUUUCAGAUUCAAAAUCCAAAUCCUUGGCUUCGGCUCAUAAUUCUCCCUCAGUAAGUGCAAGAUGGAGGCGCUUUCCUACAGAUUAUGCUUCCACCUCAGAAGAUGAGUUCGGAUCAAACCGUAAUUCCCCUAAACAUACCCGUCUGCGUACCUCUCCAGCCCUGAAAACCGCGCGACUGCAGAGCGCUGGGACAGCAGCUCAAAGCAGCAACACCUUCAAGCACAGGAUAAAGGAGCAGGAAGACUACAUUCGUGACUGGACUGCCCACCGGGAAGAGAUAGCAAGGAUCAGUCAAGAUCUGGCUCUCAUCGCACGGGAAAUCAACGAUGUAGCAGGAGAGAUAGAUUCAGUGACUUCAUCAGGCACUGCCCCCAGUACCACAGUAAGCACUGCUGCCACCACCCCUGGCUCUGCCAUAGACACUAGAGAAGAGUUGGUGGACCGAGUAUUUGAUGAAAGUCUCAAUUUUAGAAAAAUCCCUCCAAUAGUGCAUGCGAAACCCCCGGAAGGGAAUGGUCGGCCUAGUGAUGCCAGACCUCAGCUGACAGAGGCCCUCGAUCCCCCAACAAUUACCCGCAGAAGGACUUGGAGCAGAGAUGAAGUUAUGGGGGACAGUUUGCUGUUGUCCUCAGUCUUCCAGUUUUCUCGCAAGAUAAGACAAUCCAUAGACAAAACUGCUGGCAAAAUCAGAAUAUUAUUUAAGGACAAGGACAGAAAUUGGGAGGAAAUUGAAAACAAGUUACGAGCUGAAAGUGAAGUUCCUAUUGUGAAAACAUCAAGCAUGGAAAUAUCAUCAAUCUUACAGGAACUGAAACGAGUUGAGAAGCAGCUGCAAGCAAUUAAUGCCAUGAUUGACCCUGACGGUACCCUGGAUGCUCUGAGCAACUUGGGAUUCGCCAGCCCCAUCUUGCCAGCUCCGCCCAAGCCGAAGUCCAGCCCUGUCUGCCAAGGCCCCCGCCCGGCAGCACAGCCAAACUGCCAGCCCGAGGCCCGGGCUGCUCGUCCCGCCACCGGCCCUGCGGCAGCCGAAUUGGAAAACGCUGAAUCCGAGGCAGAUUUCAGCAUACAUUUCAAUAGGUUUAACCCAGAUGGGGAAGAAGAAGAUGCCACCCUGCGUGAGUGACAUCUCAGUGUUUGAUACAAAAACCUUUCAUGUGGAAUGUUUAGAAAUCAAGGAAAACUUAUAAUGUUUGUUUUUAUAAUUAAAAAAAAAAGGCUUGGUCAAACAGCAGUUGUUUUAUUAAACCAGUUUUCUUUAAUUGUGAUGCUUUGAUUGUCACACAAAUCCUUUUCAAAUCAUAAAGAUAUGCAUAGAUACCAGUGUAGGAAAGCAGAUUGUGGCAGGUUUGCCCUUUGUGGUUGUGUGCUUUGCAAAAGAAUUAUUAUAUCAGCAGUUUUCCCUUAAUAGAUUUAUUUCUUUUUAAAAGCCAUGCAAGCAGUCUAACAUUUACUGAAAACCCCAAUCUCUUUGCCAAGCUGCUCUGAUGAACAGACUUCCUCCUCUAAAGCUUGUACAGAACUGUUGAACAGUUAUGUUUGAUUCUGAAUUAGAUGAUUUAUAUAGGAAACAUUAUCUUUGACUACAAUGACACAUUACUGCAAAAGUAAGACAGAUUUCAGAAAGCAUUCAUUCUCAUGUACUGGAAAAAUCUCAAACAGUUCUGUGGUUUAUGUAACCUUGUUGCUGCGUAAAUUGUCUUGGGGUUUACACAUAAGUUCACAUAUUAUGUUUGCACUAAGAUUUGCUGGGAGUGGUAGGUGAACAUAUCGAUAUCGUUGAACAGCAAGCAGUGUUUUGGUGUACAUAGAAAACUGAUAAUACUGUCCUUGUAUUAUCAUUACAGUGUUUUAAUCCACUUUCUGAAAAGACUAUUUGGCACUUUUUGAUCUUCUUCAAAAGUCUUUUUGAUCUUAAUGAAAGUAGAAGUAUUUCAUAUUUCAUUUCUGUCCAAAUCUUUGUUGAAACUAACUAGGAAAUAAAUUUGAACGUAUAGCAGUGUGGGACAUAUUAAAGCAUAAUGAGGCAAAUGGGCUCUCACAAUCCAAAUGCAAUGUAAGCUUACAGAAGAAAUUACUGGUUUUUUGGAAUGAUCAUGAGAUGUAAAAUUUUCUUUAGGGAUCUUGGAAAUAGAGCUGUCAUGAUUUGCUUGAUCGAUAGAUACACUCCCAAGCAAAUGAUUUUAUUUGCUUCUGUAUAUUUUCCUGUAGUCUUGCUAGUAAAGCUGUCCUGUCUUACAUAUUUAAAAGGAUUCUGGACGACGACUGCUAACAUGGACAUUUUGCUUAUACCACUGAAAAGCAAGUCUAUUUAAAGUUUCCUAUAUAAGCCUAUUUUCCUUAUCAGUUGUCCCAGUAACUUAACAUUUGGAAAUAAUGAAAAAAAUUAAAGUAAAUUACUUUGUAUUUCCAGAACACUGUAAUUUGGAGGAAUGUUUUUUCUGUUAAAUGUAACUAAUAGACUGGAAUUUUCUUAUGUUUGCAUCAGUCUCUAUAUAUUAAGGUUAAAGAUACAGUUUUGCAGCUUUUAUGAAAUGGUCUUUAAUAUUUCAGCAAUAAUCCUAUAUGAGAUUUGUUUUUAAAAACCUACUUUCUGUACGCUUUUGAAUUGUACAGGCUUUCAGAAAUCAGUAAAAGUUGGACCAGUUAAUAAAGAUGCAAAAACUUUUUUUGUAGAGAUGUAAAAACAAAACCACUAAUCUGUUGUAUAAUGGAUUUCAUAUUUUCUUUAAAAAAAAUUAAAAGCAAACAGUCUUCAUGUAUGACUCAAUAUGCUCUACUCCAGCUAACUGUGGGAGCCUGAAUGACACUAGUUUACAGAGGCUACAGGAAAACUUUUUGAAGGUGCAGAAGGGCAAAAAUAGAUGGAAACUAGAGCUAAGUGUUGAAAAUUGAGUGUACCAAACCAUCACCAUAAUUCCUUCUUUUGUUUAAUGCUUGGGAACAUAAUUUUUCUGCAGAUUCAAGUGGAAAGUAGGAAAUGGCUAGGAAGGAUUAAAGGUGCAGGCUCUUCAUACGAGAUUCUGUUUGUGUUAUUUCAGGCGUUUUUACCUUUAUGUUGUGUAAUAAGCAUUUUGCAUUACUAUGUUAUUAUUUUGUAUGGACAUGUUCUCCUUAUUUAUUUUUGUUACAUUUAUUAUGUAUGUUAUUUUGUUAUAUGCAUUUACAACUCCAUUUUUAAAUAAAGUGUUUCUGGAACUUUACAAA
Molecule: messenger RNA, 7112 nt
Organism: Agelaius phoeniceus (red-winged blackbird)
Lineage: Eukaryota; Metazoa; Chordata; Aves; Passeriformes; Icteridae
Gene: CEP170
Product: centrosomal protein 170
Cellular component (GO): centriole
Molecular function (GO): protein binding
Source: RefSeq, a predicted model, not a curated record